Molecule: messenger RNA, 1913 nt
Organism: Gavia stellata (red-throated loon)
Lineage: Eukaryota; Metazoa; Chordata; Aves; Gaviiformes; Gaviidae
Gene: SEPTIN8
Product: septin 8
Exons: 10
Coding region: 17-1300 (427 amino acids)
Biological process (GO): cytoskeleton-dependent cytokinesis
Cellular component (GO): septin ring; cell division site; septin complex
Molecular function (GO): GTPase activity; molecular adaptor activity; GTP binding
Source: RefSeq, a predicted model, not a curated record
CGCGCCAGCCCCGGCCAUGGCCGCCACCGACCUGGAGCGCUUCUCGAAUGAAGAGAAGAGGAACCUUUCCCUGGGGGGCCAUGUCGGCUUCGACAGUCUCCCCGAUCAGCUGGUCAGCAAGUCUGUCACACAAGGCUUCAGCUUCAACAUCCUCUGUGUGGGUGAGACCGGCAUUGGGAAAUCCACGCUAAUGAAUACCCUCUUCAAUACCACGUUUGAGACGGAGGAAGCCAGUCACUAUGAGAGCGCGGUUCGCUUGCGGCCACGGACCUACGACCUGCAGGAGAGCAACGUCCACCUGAAGCUAACGAUUGUGGAUGCGGUUGGAUUUGGGGAUCAGAUAAAUAAAGAUGAAAGUUACAGGCCGAUAGUUGAGUACAUUGAUACGCAGUUUGAAAAUUAUUUGCAAGAAGAGCUGAAAAUCCGACGAUCUCUCUUCAACUAUCAUGACACGAGGAUUCAUGUCUGCCUGUACUUCAUCACCCCAACCGGGCACUCACUCAAGUCCUUGGACCUGGUGACAAUGAAGAAGCUGGAUAGCAAGGUGAAUAUCAUCCCGAUUAUUGCCAAAGCAGACACCAUCUCCAAGAGCGAGUUGCACAAGUUCAAGAUAAAGAUAAUGAGCGAGCUGGUCAGCAAUGGUGUGCAGAUCUAUCAGUUCCCCACAGAUGACGAAGCAGUCGCUGAGAUCAACUCUGUGAUGAACGCUCAUCUGCCCUUCGCUGUGGUCGGCAGCACGGAGGAAGUGAAAGUUGGGAACAAGCUGGUGAGAGCUCGGCAGUACCCGUGGGGAGUGGUGCAAGUUGAGAAUGAAAGUCACUGUGACUUUGUGAAACUGCGGGAAAUGCUGAUUCGAGUCAACAUGGAGGAUCUUCGGGAGCAGACUCACACCCGCCACUAUGAGCUGUACAGGAGGUGCAAACUGGAAGAGAUGGGCUUCAAGGACACGGAUCCGGACAGCCAGCCCUUCAGCCUCCAAGAAACAUAUGAGACCAAAAGGAAAGAGUUCUUGGGCGAGCUCCAGAAGAAAGAGGAAGAAAUGAGACAAAUGUUUGUUAACAAAGUCAAGGAGACGGAGGCAGAGCUGAAGGAGAAGGAGAGAGAGCUGCAUGAGAAAUUUGAGCACUUGAAAAGGAUACACCAGGAAGAGAAAAGGAAGGUGGAGGAGAAGAGGAGGGAGCUGGAUGAAGAGAUGAACGCCUUCAAUAGGCGGAAAGUAGCGGUGGAGACCUUGCAGUCCCAAUCCUUGCAGGCUACCUCACAGCAGCCGCUGAAGAAGGACAAAGACAAGAAAAAUUAAUCACACACAGACUUUCAGGCCAAGAGUGGACUUGGUGCUUUCAUGUGUUAAGUUGCUUGAGUUUCCCACCCUGUGACCCUUCUCAUAACAUUGUGUGAGUGGACCAAAGUGAAAGAGAAAAUGAGCAUCUUCGGUGGUUGCAGUGUAACGACUCGCUGUUAUCUGUACAGAGUUUAUCAGGAGGUUUUAAGGAAGUAACCUUACCAUGUACAUUUUGUUAAAGUCAACUAAUCCCUUAAGUAAGAUGUUUUGUUCUAAACCCAGUGAUUGAGCAGUCGUGUAUAAAGUGACCGUAACUGCUUGUCUGAACUCAUCUUACCCACCAGCUAAAUACUUGCUUUCUAGAUUUAUUUUUUUUUAAUUGGCUAAGGUGACUGCUCGAGGCUCAUCUACCUUCCCCUGUACCUGCACAAAUGUGAGGAGUGGUAUAUAGAAUGCUGAAACGUUUAUUUUUCUAACAAAAUUCUCGAUUUGAGUAAGUUUUUUAGAAUGGGUAGAAAAACACAAUGCUUAGACUUUCUGCCCUGGGAAUCUUAGUCUGAGUAACCCUCAUUCCAGUAAUUAUAUAUUUUAAUCCUGAAUUACUCUAAACACUUUCUACAUCAUUUAUAAU